AUGGUUGGUUUGAUUGCUCCUCGUUCACUUUAAGCCCUGUUGGAUGUUCUAUCUUUCGAACAUAGUCUUUGCAUCCGUCAGCAUUCUGGUGCUCCAUGUUUCGACUUGAUUUUGUUGAUUGUCGUCCCCCAUUAUCAUUCAAUUAGAUGGAUUGCUUCAAAGCAUAUGCUUUUUACAUGUGGAAAACAGUGUUUAAUCAUUGGUGUUCCAUAGGACCGCUUGAUAUUCUCUUGACGCGUGUCCUAAUUCUUAAAACGGGCAGACACGUGUCCCGUAUAUGGGUAUGCGUAUGCUGAUGCAUCAAGUCAUGACACUGCGUUCGGAGUGCAUGCUAGCUUCUGUGUGAUCCUGCACUAGCGGCUCAGAUCUGCGAGCUUAUGUGCAGCCAGCAAUCAGAUUGAGUGACUGGGCAUAACGUACAGGAGUGACUCCGUUCUACUACCGCAUUCCCGCCACUGACGCCAGGCACGCGAAGGGACUGCUGGGCGAAUUGUGGCUGCUUAGCUAGUCUCAAAAGUGGUCACAGGAUAGUCGUAGGGGUCAGCUCUGGACGAUUGUGAUGGUACCAAAGCAUCCAAACGUCCUGUGCCAAUCAGGCUUUUAUGUACUCUGCUAAUAUCUUGAAUGCAGUAACCACAACGCCGUGCCAAAGACGACGGCUGACCUAGUUGUUUGCCUGUUUGCAUAAUAAGGGAUAUAAUUUUUUUCUUCCAAGGGAUCUGCUAAUAUUCUUGGAUUAGUUCUGUAGUAGGGCAUAUAUGCCCUUCCUCCCCUCGACUGUCAUUGCGUCACUACAUAUGUCUUCGUCCCUCCUGACUCCUGAACAUUUUAGGCUGCGAAUUCCGCCGAAUUCUACACUUUCAGUGCAGAGAAUAUCGAUGGUGAGAUGGUAUCUAUGGAACGAUACAAGUAAUCCUCUUUUUUAAACUUAUUUCCCAACAAUCAAGAGGCAAAGUGUGCUUGGUCGUGAAUGUUGCUACCAAAUGAGGUUUAACCGACAAAAACUACGCCCAGCUGCAAGAAUUGUAUACCUCUUACGCUGGCCAGGGUCUCCAUAUUUUAGCUUUUCCAUGCAAUCAGUUCGGUCACCAGGUAACCGUUGUCAUCUGGCAAUACUGACCCUCUCAGGAACCUGGUACCAACGCCGAAAUCAAAGAGAAUGCCCUCAAUAAAUAUCACGCUACCUUCGAAUUUUUCAGCAAGUGUGACGUCAACGGCUCUAACGCUCUUCCGCUCUUCAAAUAUCUGCAAAACGCUCUCCCCGGCACGCUAAUUAAGUAAGUGCGUCUCGAGUAUCUUAUUUUAUAAAAACCCGAUGGUACAAAAAGUCGCAAUUGGGGAAGUUUUCAGCGGAUUCAACUCAUUCUUCCACAGGCACGUUGCAUCUAUUGACAGUUAGUCAACUGUAUGACGGAUUGUAUAUGCAGAACAUAUAUAUAAACCGAUUUGUAUUGCACAACUGCAACGUGCGAUCGGGCCGUAGGGAAUUUCAGAUAAUGGAACCCCGUUUAGGGCUGUUAAUUGCUUUGGAGUGCGUACCUGGCCACUAUUCGGACUACAAGGUGCUCUGCCACACGAAGGACAAACGAACUUUGUUUUGUCAUCUCGCUUCCAACUGUUAAGUUAAUUCAGGGAUAGGCAAACACAUUGCUGUGUCGCUUACAUUGUCUCUUGUGCUGACACUCGAUAUAUUUGGUGGUUAGACCCGGAACUUGCGACACGUAUUUUGCCAGUUCCCUUGCAUGAUAGGAAACUUGGGUAAACAGAUGCAAGAUCCAGUAGGUCACAACCAACGCUCUGUAAAGUUCGUACGACAAAUGGCGCAACAAGUAGUGCGUAACCCCAACUUUCAUCCAACACAUACCUCCGUUUGUUAAAUGCAGCUCAAACAAUAUCGUGAUGCAAAACAUCUUUUAUACUCACUAUCGUUCCUGCAUCGCUUUAAGCUAACUCGUCUUGGUCCGGCGGGCCAGGGCACAGGCCGCAGUUGAUAUUAGUGAGAGCAAUGCCCUUUAUAUCUAUGUCAUGGAUUCUCACUCAUGAUAACCCUCUGAUUAUUUCGGUGCGUGUGAAAUAUUUUCAGAUCCCCUGGUGUCCCUGGUAGACGGGCGCUGUCCUUAUCCUCUGCCCCAUCUAUCAGCUUACCCUGUUCUGGGAGUCUGAUGCGGCACUUCCACGGCUAUUAGACUGAUUAUUUGUGAAUAAAACCUCGUAGUCGUUGUCAUUUUCGAGACUAGCCUUGCAGUUUUGCUUGAGUCUGGUAGUGGUUCCGCUCGACAGACAGCAGUUGUAGUAAGCCAAGAGUAGACUAGACAGGUCGUUUGGGGACAGUCGAUGAAGAAAUUGGCAAGCAGAGUUUGGUCUACGUGUCGGCUGUUUUUCCUGUUCUUUAGGACAUGCAGAUUAACGCUUACGAAAUCUUCUCUUUUUUAGUUCAAUUAAGUGGAACUUCACCAAGUUCCUCAUCGCCCGUGAUGGUACUCCAUACAAGCGUUACUCCCCGCAAACCGACCCCGUGGUACGUUCUGUCUGAACUUUGUUUUUAAAAGCACUAGUUAUUAUAUGAGCGUUUAGGUUCUGCAGUGGAGGAAUGCGAUUCCGGACCAGAUUAACUUAGCUAGACGUGUGCUGUCAAGCUUAGCAUAGGGCGAAGUAGAGUUGGCUUAAUUUUUUUGGUUGGGGACUAAGACUUCGUUGCGUUUAGAUAACCUACUUGUUGCAAGUACGACGUUGAGCUGAGAAUGUGACUAUGAUGACUGCACAUAGGCAUGACAAAUGUAUUCUGUAGCCCCGGAUGUCUGAGAGGCAAUGCUUGGAUUGUUUGAAACAAUUCGACUGCGAAUAAGCUUAUUGGCCUGUCAAGAUCCUUCCAUCUUCACUGAGGUAUACACCCGUUCUCGAAUGUUGUGUAGGUAAAGUUUUCCGUGUUAGUUGACGGAAACCCCUCUUCGACCGUGGUUUUCCAUGCGAACUGAAUCCUACGGUCCUGUGCUUUUACUCCGUCCCAUGACAAAUGAUAAACCUGGUUUGAGCGCUCACCCGGCCGUUUAUUUUUCCCUCCUGUCAUCGUUCUCGUGCUGUAGUAACCAUUUAGAUCAGUCUGCUACGUAAAACUUUUGAAUCCCGGUAAGAAACGAACGAUGAAGAUAAACGGCAAUGCAGUGAAGUUGACUUUUCAGCUGAGAAAUACUUACGUUUUUAAGAAUUGUUCGGAUAGAUUCGAAUACCGGGCUCCGUUAAGCCUCUGUCCCCCGGUAUCUUUUUCGGGAUAGAAGUCCUUCCUCACUACAUUUCACCAUGCGGGCGUGCCCGGGGCAUGUUUCGUUAGCAUAGCUUUCCAGUGCUUCACCGACAUUUUAUUUUUGAUCUUCUGCAUCUAAGGUCUCCAGAUCGCUUACAUCCCACCAAGUUUUCCGAGGUCUAUAUUGUUCUACCGCUUUCUCACUCUUUCUCUUAGUCCAUCGAGCCGGACAUCAAACACCUUCUAUCAUCCAACUAA
Spirometra erinaceieuropaei is the source of this 3499-nucleotide messenger RNA. The record is from the annotation of a GenBank genome assembly. NCBI's taxonomy places the organism in Eukaryota, Metazoa, Platyhelminthes, Cestoda, Diphyllobothriidea, Diphyllobothriidae.